Messenger RNA from Lepisosteus oculatus (spotted gar), 3416 nucleotides. RefSeq names its product asparaginase homolog (S. cerevisiae) (gene aspg). Gene Ontology annotation, molecular function: protein binding; asparaginase activity. Lineage: Eukaryota; Metazoa; Chordata; Actinopteri; Semionotiformes; Lepisosteidae. The record is from RefSeq and is a predicted model, not a curated record. Gene Ontology annotation, biological process: amino acid metabolic process.
AAGUUUUAUUUAAAACACUGUCUUCUGCAGUUCAUAUAGGGACGAUACUGACACCCACAGCAGAUCUCCGUGACAGAUUCGAACCUCCUGUGUAGUGAUCAUGGCGGAUGAGAAGCGGUUUAGCGAGGAUUCAUCUCCAGUUUCAGAGAUGUCCUCUCUGGGUAAGGCUUUGUCGCACACCAGCUUGGAUCGCUUGGAGUCUGAUGGACUGCAAUUCCAAGCGGCCCCAUCUCGUACUGGUGGGACCCAGACUUGCCGAAGGAGGAGGCUAUCUAACGCGCAGAGUUCGGACUCUUUGGAAGGACCUGUGAGCCCAGCUACAGAAGCUCGGGUAUUGGUCAUCAACACAGGAGGGACUAUCGGCAUGGUGUACCAUGAGAACGUGCUGGCCCCUCAACCUAAUGCACUUGUUAAGACUUUACGCAAGCUGCUCAUCCUGCAUGACGAGACCUACGCCAGGCAGACUUGUCUCUAUGACUAUUAUGACCCCCCGGAGAACACUAUGGUCCUGCCGAGUCCAGUACACCAUGAUGAUGGAUUUACAAAAGGGCUUUCAAAACAGAACAAGAGAAUUAUUUAUACAGUUUUGGAAUAUUCUCCCUUACUGGAUUCUUGUAACAUGACCACUGAUGACUGGGCGCAGAUUGCCAAAGAUAUUGAGAAACACUACGAAGAGUAUGAUGGCUUUGUAAUUUUGCAUGGGACAGAUACCAUGGCAUACACUGCAUCUGCACUGUCCUUUAUGUGUGAGCAUUUAGGCAAACCUGUCAUUCUGACAGGUUCCCAGGUUCCUAUCUACGAGAUGAGGAAUGAUGGUCGUGACAACCUCUUGGGGGCGCUGUUGAUUGCUGGACAGUUUGUGAUUCCUGAGGUCUGUCUGUAUUUUCAUCACAAGCUCUACAGAGGGAACCGAGUGACAAAGGUGGAUGCUGGGAGUUUCAACGCCUUUUCUUCACCUAACCUUGCACCACUAGCCAAUGCUGAAGUUGAUAUAAAAAUUAACUGGGACACAGUCUGGAGAGCCAACACCACAGCCAAGUUUUUCAUUCAGACAAGCAUGAACAGGAAUGUGGGACUCUUGCGUCUCUUCCCUGGAAUCACUGCAGAGACUGUGCGUGCCUUCUUGCAGCCCCCUAUGGAAGGAAUUGUCCUGGAGACAUAUGGCAGUGGAAAUGCCCCUGACAAUCGAGCCGAUUUGCUAGAAGAAUUCCGCAAGGCCACAGACAGGGGUGUCAUCAUGAUCAACUGUACACAGUGCUUACGGGGUUCAGUCACAGAGUCCUAUGCCACCGGCAAGGCACUGAGCAAUGCAGGCUUGAUAGCAGGUUGUGACAUGACACCAGAAGCUGCCCUUGCGAAACUGUCAUAUGUACUGGCAAAACAGCAUCUCAGCUUGGAUGAGAAAAGAAAGAUGCUGAGUGAAAACCUAAGGGGGGAGAUGAUUGCAUCGCUUCAGGGAGCCAAGUUGUCACUGAGAGACAGCAGGUUCAUCCAGGUCGUUGCAAAGUCACUGAGCAUCAGCUGCAAAGAGGAGCUGGAGGCCAUCCGUGAUGCCCUGACGCCUUCAUUGGCUUGUGCUGCUGCUCAAACUGGGGACAUAAAUGCCUUGGAAGCCAUUCGGGAAAUGGGAAGCGACCUGAAUAGCAAAGACUAUGAUGGUAGGACUCCACUUCAUGUUGCGGCCUGUGAGGGUCACCUGAAAGUAGUACAGUAUCUGCUGAGCCAUGGAGCCACUGUUUACACCAAGGAUCGCUAUGGCGACACACCUCUGAAGAAUGCAACCAGGUUCAGACAGAGAGAGGUCAUCAGACUGCUCAGACAGACAGGGGCCCACUUAUCCCGAGAAGAACUAGAAGACGUGGGAACAGAAUUGUGUAGCCUGGCAGCUAGUGGAGACCUAGAUGGGCUAAAUAUUUGGAGUCUUGCUGGAGCUAGCAUGGAUUUGACAGGCUAUGAUGGACAGACCCCACUGGAAGUGGCUCUAGCAACUGGAAACAAGGAAGUGAUUGAAUUCUUGACGCAGGCACACCUGCUCAAGCCCCAAGUUCUUUCCAAUGGAGAUGUGAUAGAAAGGUGGGUCCAAAAUGACCUCAAGCAUUGAUCAGAUGGAAACUUCUUAGGGAAAAGGGUACUGCAGAGAUUUGAACCAAAAUUAUGCCAGUAUGACUUCCUCAUACCACAGUGGUUUACAGUAUGUGUAUUGUGAUCUCUCUUGUACCACAGCUUGUUUUUGAGAAUAUAGUAUGACAUUGUAUUUAGAUGAUAAAGUCCUACCUUUUACUUCUGCACUACGUACAGUACGUGCUAGCUCUCAUACAAAUUUUGAAAAGAGACUCAGAGUUCAGUACACAUUUUAACAGCUGGUCUCAGUAUAUUUUCAGAAGUGCUAUGUAAAUCAAAAGUAUUGCUACAUAAGUAUGGCUUUUCCCCCAAAACGUCAUCAUAUUAUUUUAUAAUAUUUUUCUGAGUCUUUUUGGCUAGUUCACUUCUGGGUGACUGAAAAGGAAUUCCUCAUAGCAAUCCUUUAAAAAUGUUUUAGUUUUGUUCCUACUUCCUGGGUGCAAAAGCCCUGUAAUGUUUCCUUUUUUUAGUGUUCUUAGUUAAAUAACUUACCCUUUCUGGUUUGAAAGUACAGUAUAUUGAAUCCUCAUAAAAUGUUCCCCUAAUUAUUUAUACAUAUUGUUUUUAGAAUGUUUUUGUAGGUAUCACUUGUACUGUAGAGAUUAUUUUAAUUAUUAUUUUAAUUACUCUUUUUUGUAGCAUACAGUGUGUAUAUAUACGAUGAAGGAAGCUUUUUCAAUUCAGCAAACUCUUUAAACUAUCAUUUUGAAGAUGGAAAAGUGAAAUGUUUUUAAAAAAAAAACGUGUUCUGUUAUUGGAGGUUAAAAGUGAAAAAAGUAAGCAUUUUCAUGUUCUAUGUCCAAUAAGAAAAUAAAAAGUAUUAUUCAUGAAAUGUACUGUCAAUGUGCUGCUUCGAUUUUACAGACCUCAAUGAACUGAACAUGUACAGUAUAAUAACUUGGUCUUUAUAGAUACAAAUGAACAAGUAAACCUCAUUUGUUUGUAUUAUAUACUAUAUAAUGCUACACUUUCUAGUGUGUCUCCUCAAGUACUCUACAACAUAGCUGUUUUGGGGAUUCGUGUUAACUUGGCUUUUUGUUAACGUUUUCUGUUUUACCCACUACAUUGUUUCUGAUGUGCAGGAGUCCACUUGGAGUGUAUGAUUGUAUUAUUUUAUUAUUUUAUCUGUAUGAUAUAUUACAUUCAGCACAGAUUGAACUAAAUAUUGAAGGAAUAAUCUGUCUUUUUAUCUAAGUACUACAUAUUGGUGUAUGUUAUGUAGUAAUAGCAUUAGUAUGUUUAUGAUGUAUUCACAAGGUGAAUAAACUCAUGAAUAAAGACAAGCAUGACCCAUC